Messenger RNA from Symbiodinium necroappetens, 2316 nucleotides. The record is from the annotation of a GenBank genome assembly. NCBI's taxonomy places the organism in Eukaryota, Dinophyceae, Suessiales, Symbiodiniaceae.
AUGGAAGCCAACCGGACAGCUCAUGAAGAGUCUGAGCUAAUGGACAGAGUGAUGGGCUUGGUGAUCGGCGAUGCCUCACUUGUGCGACUGCAUGAUACGGUUCCAGACGAGUCCGAAAAUUGCACUUGGCCUGAUUGCGCUGCUUACUGUGCUCCAUGUGCCAAGACUAACAGAUAUUGGACAUGCCUGGGAGCCACAGCAAAGUGCCAGGAGAACUCAGAGUGUGUUUUGGGGGCAUGCUUUGCAGAGCCGGGCUUCUGCUAUGCUGAUGCAUAUCCACAGGUCGCCAAGUGCUUCAUGGGAGGUGUUCCCAAACGCCCACAAUUUCACAACAACCUCAUCCUCCGACUUGGAGCGGCGCCACCUGUGCCGUUACCAACAGAUCCUUUUGAGAAAUGGAGCCAUUGGGCUCGGUCUUGUCUUUUUAUGCCCAUCGUCUUCAUCUUUGUCACAAUAUGGAUUGCUUACAAGACGUGUUGGGUGAUUGAUUGCUCCGCAGGCGAUGAGUGUGAGUGGUUACCAGAGAGGAGGCGUUCAAUCGUGUGCUUGACGGUCGUUUGCAUGUUGCUCUUUGCAAUACUGCAGCUCUUGCGCUUUCUGUCUGUGAAAAAAGAAAUCGCCACCAUUGCCGAGCGUGUGGAGCACCUGGAAGAUUCCAUGAAGCACCUGGGCAGUAUGGCAGGAAAGCUGCUUCAUGCAGAGAGGAGCUACAAUGCCAGUCUGGUCGCUAUUCCCGAGACAUGCGGAAACCAUAACCCAUUGGCAACUCACUUAGUCGAGCUCCUUGCAAGCACACUGCAGGUCCAGUUCAACGAAGUGGAUGCUAUUCUUCUUCUCGUCAGGGAGUCGUUUACCACGUCAGAAGUGCUGCUGGACAAAGUUAGGGAAAUAGUCAAGCAGACUGGCUGGAAAAUAAUCUAUUAUCCGUUUAUUCCAAGCUUCAUUCUGACUGGUGGUGUUUUCGCGAUCUUGGCGACAGCGUGCUAUAUCUGGAAUCAGCCCAAACUGCUGUACGCCCCGCGCAUGCAGCUCGCGCUCAAGUCGUUUGCCCCGAUUAUCGUGAUGUUCAUGCUAGCUGCUGGCAUGUUUGGUGCUGGUGCGUUCUUUCUGUCUGUGAUCGUUAGUGGCUACUGCUUACAAGUGGACGACAACAUGGUCCAGGCGCUCCAACGGCUCGACGUUUCCGAAAUGGUCCACGAGAAGUACAAGGUAGACGCCAUUCUCCAGCACAUGGGGGCCUACUACAUUUACGGCACCAACGUGAAUCCCUUGGCCACUCUUGUGGCUAACUUCGAAGCGGCCCUCUACUCUGUGCUACGUUUCUACUCCUUGAUCAGCUGGGUUGUGGAUGCCGGUGCGCUGACCUGUCCAGGACUCAGCAAAAUCAGCCCAGAGCCUCUGGUCCAUUCCUUCCUCAAUAGCACUCACACCGCCUACGAUUUCUUCCACGCAAAGAAUAUUUGGCCAUACUACCACCAGAUUGUGCAUGUCUCUAUUUGUGCUCACUCUCCAUGGAGCAAUAUGCUCUUCGUGCUGAUGGCCAUGCUGGUUGGCUUUGGCUUCUGCCCUGCGAUUGCCAUCGCCAUCAGCAACCAUUUGAAGCGCAUCGGCUUUGAGCUCCGCAGACGCGACAGCAAGCUUCUGCAAUUGCGCGAUCAAGGUGAGGAUUUGCGACAGAUCGACGAAUCUGGCAUUGCCAUUGAGCAUCGGCUGGAUCGACUAGAUGCUCGCGGGCAGGUCACGGUCCUCGACUCCGUGAUGAGCUCCCGUCCGGAGGAGGUGCAGAAAGAACUCAGGGAUCUCGGCUGGAGGGAACUGAGGAUGGAGGCAGGCAAUGGCAAUCAAGAUGAAGAUGACGACGAGGACGAGGACGAGACCGAUGACAGUCAGCUGCUGGUUGCCGGAGCUGCCGGCCGACCGGACAUGCAGGAUAAGCGGCUGCUGAUCCAGGUCUUCGACGCACACGAAGAAGCGCGGUACCGGUUUGCUCGGGACUACGAGGCUGAGCGGCUGGCACUCUACGCCAACUCUGUGUUCUGCCUGGCAAUGCCCGGCGACGAUGCUCUAGCAGAAAACACACUUGACAAGCCGCCGGGACCAGGUGCUUGGCCUGGGCGGAAUGUCUUACAGUGGUUUGGCGACACUGACCCCGAAUGGGCCACCAGCCCGCAGCCGCAAGCCCGCCGGAGUCGGAGCGCUGGGUGCCACCGGGCGUCGAGUGGCGCGACCGAGCGACGAAGCCUCGCCGACAGGUCGCCCCGGUGGCAGUCCAAGCCGAGCUUUAGCCAAUCUGGCUCCUCUCCACAGGCCCUGUGA